This is a messenger RNA of Xiphias gladius (swordfish), 1685 nucleotides long. RefSeq names its product pleckstrin 2 (gene plek2). The record is from RefSeq and is a predicted model, not a curated record. Gene Ontology annotation, biological process: intracellular signal transduction; actin cytoskeleton organization. Bases 196 to 1176 code for a protein of 326 amino acids. The transcript has 10 exons. Gene Ontology annotation, cellular component: plasma membrane. Lineage: Eukaryota; Metazoa; Chordata; Actinopteri; Istiophoriformes; Xiphiidae.
CAACGGUCAGUUGCCAAGAUCACACUGAACAAUAUGAACACAGACAAGAAAAACACGAUUCUAAGAGAAGGAUUCCUGGUGAAAAGGAGAUUUGGCUACUUCUCAGGCUGAUCUGAAAUCCAAGUAUCUUACACUGUAUGGUGUCCUCCUGAUGGUCAUGUUGUACACAACUGGAAGGCACGCUGGUUUGUGCUGAUGCAAGACAAGCUGCUGUAUUACAAAUACGAAGGAGGUAAAAGGGACUCAUGUCAGCGAGGGAAAAUCCUGCUCAGGGACUGUGUGCUUACUUGUCCUUUUCUGGAGUGUGAAAAUCGACCGUUGGUGUUCAAGCUCCAGACAGCAAAUGGGGUGGAUCAUUUUCUGGAGGCCUGUUCCCGAGAAAAGCGAGAUGAGUGGGCAGCUGAAAUCACCGCUGCCGUCGACAAGCUGCGGACGGCCGUUGGUGGGGAGAUGACGGACCAGCAAGACACUUCUGGUUCCCAGUUACACAACAUCGAUCUCAGCAAAGUGUUGGACUCAAUGUAUGAUGUCCACAGCGGAAUCAAGAUGAGCCACCAUGUAGAGCAGGGCAACACUUACAGCAACUGUUUCUCGGGUUCAGCCGUGGUGGACUGGCUGGUGUUCAUGCAGCUGGCUCUGAACCGUGUGGAGGCUGUGACGCUGGCCUCAGCCCUGCUCGAGGAGGGUUACCUGCGGACUGUUGGCCUGAAGAGCGUGGAGGCCCUCCGCACCGCCGGACUCAGUGAGCAGUUCAUGGACGACUCCACUGCGCUGUACAGCUUUUCUGACAGUUUGAAGAAGAGAGGCAGUGUGAAGGCCGAGACGUCGCUGUCUGCAGUCGAGCUGAGUGGAAAAGUGAUAAAGAGAGGAUAUCUGCUUAAACAGGGACACAGAAGAAAGAACUGGAAGGUGCGACUCUUCGUACUGCGUUCGGAGCCUGCGUUCCUUCACUACUAUGAUCCCACUAAGGAUGACCUAAGCCCUGCUGGCGGCUUCUCGCUGCGAAGCUGUCUGGUAUCUUCUCUGGAUGAUAAUGGAGUUCCCUCAGGUGUGAAAGGCAACAUUCAAGGAAACCUGUUCAAAAUCAUCACGCAGACAGACACACAUUACUUCAUCCAGGCUCCGACCCACCAGGAGAAGAUGGACUGGAUAGAUGCGAUCAGAGAGCAGACAUAGAGCAGCAGGUUCAAGUGAAAACUUUUUAACACGUCAACUAGACCACCUAACCUGCUAUGAAGAAGACUGAAUUUACACAUUCCAUGAAUGUACUGCAGUAACAAAAUGGGACCAUGCAAUCGAAAUGAAAGUAAUAGUGGACAUAACAUUUCUGUUCAUCUAAUUUCCAAAAGGGAAAGUAAUGCAGUGCUGUAUAUAAUAACAUAGCACUAGCACUUCCAUUUUUCAGCCAAACUUUUACUUUUAAUAUACUUUAAGUACAAUUUGCUAAUAAUACUUACAUACUUUUACUUAAGUAGGAUUUUGAAUGCAGGACAUUUACUUAUAGUGAACAUGAUUUCAUCAUCUCUUGAAAAGUCUCAAACAGCAUUGAAUUUAUUUUCCACCAAAAAUGCCUAAGAAUAUAUUAAAAAGUCUUACAUUUCAUUUACAGAAGCCUUGAAUAUUUUCUUUUGCGCACAUCACGCAGUAGUGUUAGUUUAACAUAUUUUGCAUGUAAAUUGUAUUCU